Lottia gigantea (owl limpet) is the source of this 690-nucleotide messenger RNA. RefSeq lists its product as hypothetical. Gene Ontology annotation, biological process: cilium assembly; protein polyglutamylation. The transcript is spliced from 8 exons. The record is from RefSeq and is a predicted model, not a curated record. Gene Ontology annotation, cellular component: ciliary basal body. Lineage: Eukaryota; Metazoa; Mollusca; Gastropoda; Lottiidae. The annotation marks the transcript as partial.
CUGUCCAAGAAAGUUCCAGUAAAUCCUAAAUAUAAAGAUGUCAAGUCAACUAUCGAUACAGGAAAAAGUCAAACAAAAUAUUUAGAGAAAUUGGAAGAAAUCAAAAAACAUUACAAGUUCCGAAAAGAUGAAAUCUUCAAACGGAUGAAAGUUGCCACAUUUGUUCAACUGGUAAAUAUUGAGGUGGAGACAAUACAGAAUAGUACAGACGUCACUACAGACAGAACUGAUACACAUACAGAUACCCCUUCUACAGUCCCUUCAGCAUCUACUGUCCCUGAUUCUUCUAGAUCUAGACUAGAACAAGUUAUAAAAGGUGUAGGAGAAAUAGAUGUAGACCAUCCUAAACCAACAUCCAGACCUCUGCCAUUAGGAGAUAAAAAACCUUAUUUAUUACUGGAUGUUAGAGAACGAGACGCUUUUGAUGCCUGCCAUUUAAUAUCAGCUAAAAGUUAUCCAACGGCCAUGUUGGCUAGAUCUGUAAAUUAUGAAACUAAAGACAUGUUAAAUUAUAAAAAUCAAGAGGGUAAAAUAAUAGUACUGUAUGAUGAAGAUGAAACUCUAACGCCUAGAGCAGCUACUACCCUAGUACAGAGAGGAUAUGAUAAUCUAUUCAUGUUAUCAGGAGGCUUAAGAGUAGCGUAUAAAUAUUUCCCAGAAGGCUUCAUUACUGGAACGCCUCCUACAUCC